Messenger RNA from Acanthosepion pharaonis, 1911 nucleotides. Lineage: Eukaryota; Metazoa; Mollusca; Cephalopoda; Sepiida; Sepiidae. The record is from the annotation of a GenBank genome assembly.
AUGUUCUUUAUGGAACUGAUCCCCUCUAUCUAUCUAUCUCUAUCUCUCAUAUCUAUAUCUCUCUCUCAUCUAUAUCCAUCUAUCUAUCUAUCUCUCUAUCUAUCUAUCUAUAUCAUCUCAUCUAUCUAUCUCUAUCUAUCCCAUCUAUCUAUCUAUCAUCUAUAUCCAUCUAUCCAUCUAUCUAUCUCUAUAUCCAUCUAUCUAUCCAUCUAUCCAUAUAUCUAUCUAUCUCUAUAUCCAUCUAUCUCUAUAUCUAUCUAUCCAUCCAUCUAUCUAUAUCUAUCCAUCUCUAUAUCCAUCUAUCUCUAUAUCCAUCUAUCUCAUAUCCAUCCAUCUCUAUAUCUAUCCAUCCAUAUCUAUCUAUCCCCAUCCAUCAUCUAUAUCCAUCUAUCCCCAUAUCCAUCUAUAUCUAUCCAUCUCUAUCCAUCCAUCCAUCUAUCUCUAUAUCUAUCCCUAUCUCUAUAUCUAUCUAUAUCCAUCUAUCCAUCCACAUCCCAUCCAUCCAUCCCCACAUCCAUCCAUCCAUAUCCAUCCCCAUCCAUCCAUCCAUCCCCAUCCAUCCAUCCCCAUCCAUCCAUCCCAUCCAUCUAUCAUCCAUCCCUAUCCAUCCAUCCAUCCCCAUCAUCCAUCCCAUCAUCCAUCCAUCCAUCCCCAUCCCCAUCCAUCUAUCCAUCCCAUCCAUCCCCAUCCCCAUCCAUCAUCCAUCCCCAUCCAUCCAUCCAUCCAUCCCAUCCCCAUCCCCAUCCAUCAUCCAUCCCAUCCAUCCAUCCCCCCAUCCAUCUAUCAUCUAUCCCCAUCCAUCCCCAUCAUCCAUAUCAUCCAUCCAUCCCCAUCCAUCUAUCCAUCCAUCCAUCCAUCCCCAUCCAUCCAUCCAUCCAUCCAUCCCCAUCCAUCCAUCCAUCCAUCCAUCCCCAUCCAUCCAUCCCCAUCCAUCCAUCCAUCCAUCCCCAUCCAUCUAUCCAUCCAUCCCCAUCUCCAUCCAUCCAUCCAUCCAUCCAUCCAUCCAUCCAUCCAUCCCCAUCCAUCCAUCCAUCCCAUCCCCCAUCCAUCCAUCCAUCCCCAUCUCAUCCAUCCAUCCAUCCCAUCCAUCCAUCCCAUCCAUCCUAUCCAUCUAUCCAUCCAUCCCCAUCCAUCCCCUCCAUCCCCAUCCAUCUAUCCCAUCCAUCCAUCCAUCCAUCCAUCCAUCUAUCUCUAUCCAUCCAUCCCUAUCCAUCCAUCCCCAUCCAUCCAUCCCCAUCCCCAUCCAUCCCCCAUCUAUCCCCAUCCAUCCAUCCCCAUCCCCAUCCCAUCCCAUCCCAUCCAUCCAUCCAUCCCCAUCCAUCCCCAUCCAUCCAUCCCCCAUCCAUCCCCAUCCAUCCAUCCCCAUCCAUCCCCAUCCAUCUAUCCAUCCAUCCAUCCAUCCCCAUCCAUCCAUCCAUCCAUCAUCCCUCCAUCAUCCAUCUCUAUCCAUCCAUCCCUAUCCCAUCCAUCCAUCCAUCCAUCCCCAUCCAUCUCCCAUCCAUCCAUCCCCAUCCAUCCCCAUCCAUCCAUCAUCCAUCAUCCCCAUCUAUCCAUCCUAUCCAUCUCCAUCCAUCCAUCCAUCUAUCUCUAUCCAUCUAUCCCAUCUCAUCCAUCUAUCUAUCUCAUCAUCUAUCUAUCCAUCUCUAUCUAUCUAUCUCUAUCUAUCUAUCUAUCUAUCAUCUCUAUCUAUCUAUCCAUCUAUCUAUCUAUCUAUCUAUCAUCUAUCUAUCUCAUCAUCCAUCUAUCUAUCUAUCUAUCUAUCUAUCUCAUCUAUCUAUCUAUCUCAUCUAUCUAUCUAUCUAUCUAUCUAUCUAUCUCAUCUAUCUAUCUAUCUAUCUAUCUCUAUCUAUCUAUCUCUAUCUAUCUAUCUAUCUCUAUCUAUCUAUCUAUCUGCUCUACUUACUGUAUUGA